Ctenopharyngodon idella (grass carp) is the source of this 2725-nucleotide messenger RNA. Its product is annotated as H-2 class I histocompatibility antigen, K-Q alpha chain-like. Gene Ontology annotation, cellular component: external side of plasma membrane. The record is from RefSeq and is a predicted model, not a curated record. NCBI's taxonomy places the organism in Eukaryota, Metazoa, Chordata, Actinopteri, Cypriniformes, Xenocyprididae. The transcript is spliced from 6 exons. Gene Ontology annotation, biological process: immune response. Bases 148 to 1164 code for a protein of 338 amino acids.
CGCAUUAAGGCAGACUGCAGUCAAAACUCGGCGGAACAUAGUGCGCUGCUCCUCUCAUCCUGCCUGUCUUUUCAAUUAGAAAGAGAUGCACACUUUUACCUGCGCCAUGCACACCCAGAGAGCGUGUGUAAAAUAUAAAUAGCAAACAUGUUUCACACGCUCUCGUUUAAAAACAUUUUCUUUAUAGUGAUGUUUCGGCUUAUUUUUCAUUCUUGUCUAAGCGAUGCGCUUCAAGAGAAACAUUUCCUCCACUACAAGUUUACAGUCCUGACUAAAGCAGACACAUUCCCAGAGUUCAGUGCUGAGGUUGUUGCUGAUGACAGACAGAUCAAACACUUCAGUGAUGAAGAAAGAGUCUGGAUUCUGACUGAAGAUGACUGGACUGAACCUCCAGAUCCACCUGAUUCUAGAGACUGGUUCAUUCAUCAGAUCAGGACUCUGUCAAACUGCACAAACUCACAGUGUUCUGAGCUUCAUGUUCUUCAGAGAAUAAUUGGCUGUGAACUGGAGAAACUUCCUGAUGGAACAGUGAAUCUGACUGUCUUUGAUGAAUAUGGAUUUGAUGGAGAGGAUUUUAUAUCCUUUAAAUAUAAAACUAUGCAGUGGAUUGAUAAAAACCCAAAAGCCAAAGAAACCAAAAAGAAAUGGGAUCGUCAAACAGAACGAAACCAGUACAUCAAGUAUUUCUUCAAGAGCUGCAUGAACUGGAUCUCAACAUUUAAUAACACAAAACAGAGUUCUCCAGAUGUUCAUGUCUCUGUGAGGAAAUCUCCUGAUGAUCACAGUAAUCUGGUUCUGACGUGUCUGGCCACUGGUUUCUACCCCAGAGAUGUUCAGAUGAACAUUAGAUUGAACAGAACUAAACUUGAGGAUCAAACAUCUUCUGGAAUCAGACCAAAUAAUGAUGAAACCUUUCAGAUGAGAAUCAGUGUGAAGAUCGACAGAAACCUCAAAGGAUUUUAUGACUGUCUGGUCAUUCACAGCAGUCUGACUGAACCAGUUUCAGUAAAAUGGGAUGGAUCAUGUAUCGACUGUGAAACAGAAUCUCUAUGGCGUGUUGGAGCAGGAGCAGCAGCUGUAUUUCUAGUUGCAGUUCUCGCUGAGAUUGUGAUUGGUUACUUCAUCUACAAAAGGAGAUGGUCAAAUGGUAAAGGGAAACGGUGAAUUAGGAAACGCAGUGAAGCGUCAGGGGUUUUAAUGCUUCUGGACACGCUGACUGCUGCAGAAUUCACACUGAACUUCAAGUAUUUUGCACUAAAAUCAUGAAUUUACUGUUUUUACACAAGGUUCUCAUAAGCUAAAAAAAAUAUUUCUGUAGUGGUGAGCGUGAGACUACAGCAAAUAUGACAACAAUGCAUUCCCUUUUGCUCCAGUAGCCAAAAUAAUAAUCCACGAUUGCAUUUAAUGACUUUCUAAAUUAGGAAAAAAAUCUAGAGAUUGAUUACAGCCGUCAGAAGAGAGAAAGAUGUCAAAUUUACUGUCGCUCAAUUCAGCCAAAGCACAGAAAACCCUCUUGUUUUUACAGAAAAGAUCUGGCAGCUGUGAUUUCCAACAAGCUGUAAGUUGCACUAUUUAAAACUCAUUUUAAAUUUAAAAAUGUUCAUCACAAGCAGCUUUUCUGCAAACUGAAUUAAACACUAAUAUUUACAAGGUGUAGACUUUAAUUAAUAAUAUGUAGAAGGUGUAGAUGUUGUUUUGUAUUUAUUGUGUCAUACACACAAAUACAAAACACUAAAAUAAUAAUGCAAUAAACAUCCAACAACCUAAGAUGUAAUACAAACUCUAAUGUACAUCAUUUAAAAAAAGAAAUAAGAAACAAUUAUUAAAAUAAAAAAGCCAUCAAAAGUGCCACGCAGGGAGUUCAGCUUUUCAAUAUAAAUUAUAAGAUCAUUUGAUCUUUUUUACUUCCAAACACACAUUUAAUAGUAUUUUACUGUAAAAAUGACAUGAAAUGUAAUGUUAGACUGUUUACUAGUAAAGGAGCUUAAUGUUAACCAGUGAACAAGUUUUCAUUGUACCAUGUAAGUCUUUUACAAAAAAUUGGUGCUUAUUGGAGUUUAGAUGCAGUGUUAAUAACUGUAGAAAGUGUCAUCGCAAAAAAGAGGAAAAGGAGAUGUAAUAACCGUUGUAUUGUAUUUUGUUCUUAUACUGUAUUUUCAUGUUCUUAAAUGAACUGUUUUCACCAAACAUGACUGUUAAAGUGUUAACUAACAAUGACUUCUUGUUAACAUACAAGUAUUUAUUUUAUAUUAAAAUUUGAUUUUUAGCUUUUGUCAUUGCUUCUGAUAAGUGGCCUUCUCUCCAGGUCCUUUCAGUUCAUACAGUGAUGAAUCUCAUGUGCUCUUGUACUAUUAGACAGUGUUUCAGAGCUUUCUGUAUUGUUUGCACUUCUAUUUAUUGCCUCCUUAAGAUUAAUUGCUUGUUGUAUUCCUAAAUUUUAAGCCAUUUUGGAUAAAAGUGUCUACUGAAUGCUUCUUAUGAGCUGCUCAGAACUUAUUCAUGUUUAUAGACUUAUUCAUGUUUUUAGUGUGUGUGUGUGUGUGUGUGUGAGAGAGAGAGAGAGAGACAGACCAAUAUUUUUGAUCAACAAUACAAAUUUCUUUAAUGCAGUUAGAGUCCAGAAAUGAAUAUAUGUUGUCAGGAAAUUGUGUAUUUUGACAUGUAUCAUGGCAGAGGAACAUUUAAGUUUUUAUGACACAUGACAAAAAAACUUUUGGGAACACUC